AUGCCUGCAAGCCAGAUUGCUUCGCCCAUGCCAAUUCCUCCCCAGCGGAGGAAUUUGCGUCUGAUGACGGGCCAUGAUCUCUACAACAGUCUCAACGCAAGUCUCGCCUCAACCACCCACCGCCCAGUGACGCCCGUUCGUAUGAUCCGCGAGAACGACUACAGCGUACCCGCCCCUCCACCACCAAGCCCAGUCUCUUUCGCUGCGGAACACUGGCAGUCAUCGAUCCGCCGCUAG
Colletotrichum graminicola M1.001 is the source of this 237-nucleotide messenger RNA. RefSeq lists its product as uncharacterized. The transcript has a single exon. The coding region runs from base 1 to 237 and encodes 78 amino acids. The record is from RefSeq and is a predicted model, not a curated record. Lineage: Eukaryota; Fungi; Ascomycota; Sordariomycetes; Glomerellales; Glomerellaceae.